UCCAAUGGACUUGUUGAUGCUUUUGCUGACCUCCCUGCUCUCUUUUCUGCUGGGCUAUUUGCGGUACCGCUUUAGCUACUGGGAACUGCGGGGAGUUCCCCAGCUAAGACCGCACUUUCUUUUCGGGCACUUCUUCAAGCUGCGGUCGUUGCACCUCAGCGAGCUCCUCCAGGAGACCUACGACGCCUUCAAGGGCAGUGCCAGGGUGGCAGGAACCUAUGUCUUUUUGCGACCCAUGGCCGUAGUUCUGGACAUGGACCUGGUUAAGUCGGUGAUCAUCAGGGACUUUGGCCAGUUCGUGGACCGGCGAAGCUUUCACGGUGAUUUGCUGACCGCCAAUCUGUUUAACCUUCAGGGCGAAGAGUGGCGCGCCCUGCGGACAAAGUUAUCACCCACAUUUACGAGUGGAAAAAUGAAGUACAUGUUUGGAACUAUUACUCAGGUGGCCCAGCAGCUAGAGGAGACAUUCGAGGAACUAGUUGGAUCUCAGGGUUCCAUUCUAGAGCUCCACGAUCUAAUGGCCCGCUACACCACCGACGUGAUUGGCAGAUGCGCUUUUGGUACCGAGUGCAAUAGCCUCAAGGAUCCGCAGGCGGAGUUUCGGGAGGUCGGGCGUCGGCUCUUCCGGAACAACAAUAAGAGCAUUCGGUGGCGCAUCUUCAAGAUGACGUACCUCAGCUCGCUGGCCAAGCUUGGUCUGCCGAUUCGAAUCUUUCACCCGGACAUUACCGACUUCUUCCUUCGCAUAGUCCGCGAAACGGUCGAGUUAAGGGAGCGCGAGCACAUCCGCCGGAACGACUUUAUGGACCUGCUGCUCGAUCUCAGACGCCAGGAGAAAGGGAGGGGACUCACCAUGGAACAGCUGGCCGCGCAGGUCUUUGUGUUCUUCGUGGCUGGAUUCGAAACGAGCUCUAGCAACAUGAGCUACGCUCUAUUCGAAUUGGCCAAGAACCAGGCUGUGCAGCAGAAACUGCGACUGGAGAUAAGCGACGUGAUGGCUAGACACCGAGAACUGACCUACGAGGCCAUGCUGGAGAUGCCCUACUUGGAUCAGACGAUCACAGAAACACUCCGCAAGUACCCUGCCUUGAGCUCGCUCACCCGCCUUGCCUCCGAGGACUACGAGAUUCCCUCCCGCGACGGCGGCGAUCCCGUCGUCCUCGAGAAGGGCACCACUGUGCAUAUUCCGGUGCUGGCCAUUCACUACGACCCCGCGAUCUACCCGGAGCCCUACGAAUUUCGACCAGAGCGGUUUGCGCCGGCUGCCUGCCAGCAACGACAUCCCACCGCCUUUCUGGGCUUCGGCGACGGACCGCGGAACUGCAUUGGUCUGCGGUUCGGGCGGAUGCAGGUGAAGGUGGGUCUGAUCGCCCUGCUCCGCCGUUUCCGCUUCAGCCUGCCGCCCGGAUCGCCCACUCAGCUGGCUGUCACCAAGACGAACGUGAUACUCCUGCCCAGCGGGGGCGUUCGAUUGCAAGUCGAUCCGGUGGAGUCGCGCCUAAUGUAAACACAACUCGGGACGGGAAUAAACAACGCAGCCUGCCGUUUCGUCAGCAGAAUAUUCAAUUAAAUUCACCCGUUCGACGGUCGAUUGAAAGCCAAACCAAAAUUUAUAGCAGCCGCAAAAGCUCCCUUCCCACGUCCCCAUUCCUACCCAUUUGCCACCCAAGGCUACUGCUCAGUUAUCCCAGAAUCCGACACCAUGGGCAUUAAAUCAACACGGGCGACACGGGUGGUGGGAGGUAGGGGAGGGAUCGGGGUCUGGGCAGCCAUGUGAGCCGACCAAAAGCCAUUGCGGUUCAGUUUGAUGCACUUCUCGGAUGGCCAGCCCCCCAACGCCGCCCAACCACCUUCGUUGAGUGUGUGUGAAUCGCCUGCAUAAAUCCAAACAUUUACAAUAUUUUGCUAAUUAGCAAAAUAUGUGUGAAUAAUGCAUUUAACCAAGGGGGCGGCACGGGAGCAGUGGACUGCUGCAUCCUGCAGGUGUCAUAUUAAAUUUAUGACCAGAGCUGCCCACACAAUCAAGAGACACUCAUGUAGACGGAGAAACUGUGACAAGUGCCAGCAGUGGACAGUCUCAACAUUUUGGCCAUUUUGGUGAUUAGUUGUGGACAAGCAGACGUUUCACUCCCGGCAUAAUGAGCAGCAUAAAUCAAUAAAUGAAA
Molecule: messenger RNA, 2165 nt
Organism: Drosophila takahashii
Lineage: Eukaryota; Metazoa; Arthropoda; Insecta; Diptera; Drosophilidae
Gene: Cyp6a16
Product: Cytochrome P450 6a16
Molecular function (GO): heme binding; oxidoreductase activity, acting on paired donors, with incorporation or reduction of molecular oxygen; monooxygenase activity
Source: RefSeq, a predicted model, not a curated record